Molecule: messenger RNA, 702 nt
Organism: Penicillium verrucosum
Lineage: Eukaryota; Fungi; Ascomycota; Eurotiomycetes; Eurotiales; Aspergillaceae
Product: sugar O-acetyltransferase
Exons: 3
Coding region: 1-702 (233 amino acids)
Molecular function (GO): acetyltransferase activity
Source: RefSeq, a predicted model, not a curated record
AUGGCUGCCACUGAGAAACGCCCUGAGAUCAUCGAGCUUGCUCGGGGAUUGGCAGGAGUGCCCUUGUGCGAGGACUAUGAUCGUAUGAUAUCUGGAAUGAUGUAUAACCCCAAUGUGCCGAAACUGUUAGAAGCACGGCAUCUGUGCCGGGGACUUACCGCAGACUUCAACAACCUGGAUACAAAAACCGUGACAUAUGACAAGAUCGGCGACAAACGUCUUGAGUUAUUGCGGAAACUCGUCGGCAGAGUUGGAGAUGGAACAUUCGUCGAGCCACCAUUCUUGCCGGACUACGGUUGCAAUACUGUCAUCGGAAAGGAUUGCUUCUUCAACUGGAACGUUACUAUACUAGAUACCAGCCUAGUGGUCAUCGGCGACCGUGUGCAGAUUGGUACUGGAGUAAGUAUUAUCACUGCUGGUCAUGAUACCAGCAUUCUUUCUCGCCGCAAGUUCGUCGAGUUUGGUCAUCCGAUCUUUAUCGAAGACGACUGCUGGAUUGGAAGUAACGUGAUUAUUCUUCCUGGUGUGCGAAUCGGCCAGGGCUCAACGAUUGGAGCCGGGUCUGUUGUCACCAAGGAUAUCCCGCCGUUCUCGGUCGCCGUUGGCACCCCUUGCCGCGUGAAGAAGACAGUCCCAUCGGCGGAGGAAGAGGAGCAGGAUCCUAAUAACCAAUACGUCAAGUUGACUCGUGAAGACCGAUAG